AUGAAGGAAGGGAGUGCAGCUGACGCUGAGCUCCCAGGCUCUGUCACGUCGGCGGUUUCGGCUGCGGCUGCAGCUCCGGCUGGCAUUCCAGCGGGUGAUGUAUCGGCACCGGCACUGACCGUUCCAGAAGCUAAAGCUCCGCCUGAAGAGCUGCAUGCUCCGCCUGCUCCGCUCGCUCCGCCUGCUCCGCCUGCUCCGCCCGCCGCGGUCCCGACGUCACAUUCUGAAGCUCCGGCGCCCGGAGAUGCUGGAGCCAAAGAAAGUCGUGACUGCGAUUGCUGUUUCGACAAUGUUCCUGCCACCGACGGAGUUUCUUGCCCUGGCAAAGCACAUUUCUUUUGCGGGCCUUGCCUCGCAAACUUUCUUGAAGCAUUCAAGACAUCCGAGUAUGCGGAACAAAAGAAAGCAAAGGGCCGAGCUCUGUGUCCCAUGAAGGAUUCAGACACUCCAUUCGGAGACGGAGCGCUGGCUGUAUUUGUUCCGCAGGAUGUCUUCGAUGAGUAUCUGCAGAUACGGAUCAAAGUCGCUGAGCAGAGCAUCCAAGAAGAGUUCGAAAAAGAGAACUCAGCGAAGAUAGAGGAGUUGAAGGAAAAACUGGCGAAAGCCACUGGCAGCGGAGAGCAGUUGGAACUGGACAAGCAUCGCCUGAAGAUCAUCGAUGACAUAUUCACUUUGAAGUGCCCCCGAUGUAAGAUGGCCUUCUUGGACUACGACAACUGCAGUGCGAUAUCGUGCUCCGCUUGCAAGUGUGGCUUCUGCUCAUUCUGCCUCGAGGACUGCGGCAAAGAUGCACACAGUCACUUCUACAAGAAUGGCAGCAAGUGCCCCAACGAAGGUGGGCCUCUGUUUGUGCCCCACAAUGUGUGGCAGGGCUACCAGAAUGCACGCAAGGAGCGGCUUCUUUGUGAAUAUUUGGCUGGUCUUCCAGAUGAGAUGCGAAAAAAGGUGGCAGACCUUGCAGCGCCGGAUGCCAAGGACUUGGGCAUCGAGAUGCCGCAGGACCUCAGUGCGGCUGGACUUAUGCCAGAGGCACAUGGAAUCCAGCGGCUCAAGGUCACGAUUCCCCGAAGGAUGCGUGGCCUCAUCCUCCCUGUUAAGAAAGACCUGCCCUCCAAAGUGGAGCUGAAGAUUCCGGAACCUUCGGCUACUGUGCGUCUGUGCAGCCCUAUGCUGGCACCAAUCGUUGCCUGGAAGGUCACGGCUACGUCAUUCGGCAAGUCGUCCAUUGCUGCCCAUUUGCCGACAGAUCAUCAGGUGAAGAUCGAGGAUGAGUGGGUGGAAUGUCGAGGUGCCAAAGGUGACAUCGCCAAAGGCUUGAUCAAAGCUAAGCACAUUGUCGGAAUGAUAUCAUUGGGAAAGGAUGUCACGCUGAAAGAGGCCAAUGGCUGCGGCAGCGUCCUUGUACGCAAGACCGCAACGCAGGACGAAGGAAAGAAUGCUCUUGGCUAUUGGGAUGAUGGGAAGAAGGUCAAGGUGGUCAACCACUGGAUCGAGUGCUCCUGGGAAGGUGCCGGGCCAUUAAAGCGGGGCAUCGUCCAGGCCAACUGCGUUCCGGAGAACGACAUUGUUUUGCGGGGGCCGGAAGAGGACUGCCAGGCUGUCCUGAAGCUCUUCAAAGCGAAGCUCGGCUUCGACGUCGAGGUGUUUUCGCUCGGCGGUGCUAAGCCAAAGGCGGCUGGCAAAGCAAAGGCGGCCAAAGCGAAAGCCAAAGGCAAGGCAAAGGCAAAGGCAGGCUGA
Symbiodinium sp. CCMP2592 is the source of this 1737-nucleotide messenger RNA. The record is from the annotation of a GenBank genome assembly. Lineage: Eukaryota; Dinophyceae; Suessiales; Symbiodiniaceae.